UUUCCACCUUUUCUUCCUCUUUCCCUCCAAAAAAAAAAUUUCAGCAAAAAAUUCCCCACAACUUUUGAAGUGUUCAAAAUUGGUCCCCUUCAUCGACAACAAUGGCACUGGCAGCUCCGCAAUUUGGAUUCAGAUAUUGCUUUGCUUCCCAAAUUCCAUGCUUUAAGAACGGUGAACAAUGUAAGAUUACUGUGCCUAAAAGCUCAGAUGAAAGGAUGCCAUCCCUAAAUGUCAAAAAGUUGCUGAGGAGGUCAGUUCUGCAGUUUGUUGGACUGAGUCCCAUCGUCAUAAGCAUUUCUCCUGUCUCAUCUGCACCAAUGCAGGAGAUGAGAGAACCUGAUAUUAUCCGGACCUUAAAGCUUGAUAGUGGAGUGAGGCUACAAGAUAUUGUUGAAGGGGAAGGACCAGAGGCUCAUGAAGGGGAUGUCGUUGAAAUUAAUUAUGUCUGCCGACGAUCAAAUGGAUAUUUUGUCCACAGUACGGUGGACCAAUUCAGCGGAGAGAGUGCUCCUGUCAUACUUCCUCUGGAUGAUAAACAGGUCAUGGUAUUUGCUAGCUUUGGGCUUAAAAUAGAAAUUCUAAAGAUAAUAGAGGGUCUGAAAGAAGUCCUUAUCGGAAUGAAGCCCGGAGGAAAAAGAAGAGCACUGAUACCGCCUUCCGUUGGAUACAUCAACGAGAAUCUACAGCCAGUACCUGAAGAGUUUGGACCAAGACGUAGCCUUAUGUCUCACAUGAAGGAGCCUCUAAUUUUUGAAGUGCAGCUGUUGAAAGUUUUAUCAUGAGUGAUUAACUAUAUCCCUAAGUUGCUCGGACUCUUCAAAAAUGUCUGCCGGUGCAUGUCGGAUAUUCCAAAAAUAGUGUAUUUUUGAAGGAUCCGACACGGGUGCGGCAACAUUUCUGAAGAGUCCAAGCAACUUAGCUAUAUCCUAUGUAAUUAAGUAAUUUAACCAAUUAACUUUCAUUACUAUGAUCUCUUGACAAAUGUAAUAAGUUCCCCCCAAACCAAAACAAUCCUUUUUUGGUGAAAAUGUUUUCCAUCCGAA
Capsicum annuum is the source of this 1043-nucleotide messenger RNA. Its product is annotated as peptidyl-prolyl cis-trans isomerase FKBP16-1, chloroplastic. The coding region runs from base 102 to 782 and encodes 226 amino acids. The record is from RefSeq and is a predicted model, not a curated record. The transcript has 8 exons. NCBI's taxonomy places the organism in Eukaryota, Viridiplantae, Streptophyta, Magnoliopsida, Solanales, Solanaceae. Gene Ontology annotation, molecular function: peptidyl-prolyl cis-trans isomerase activity.